This is a messenger RNA of Spizellomyces punctatus DAOM BR117, 1119 nucleotides long. RefSeq lists its product as uncharacterized. The record is from RefSeq and is a predicted model, not a curated record. The transcript is spliced from 2 exons. NCBI's taxonomy places the organism in Eukaryota, Fungi, Chytridiomycota, Chytridiomycetes, Spizellomycetales, Spizellomycetaceae. The coding region runs from base 1 to 1119 and encodes 372 amino acids.
AUGGAGAUGAUGAAGGUGCUCUCCGUGAGUUUCCUUCAGGAUUGGGACUUGGUAUCUAGUGCAAAUAAUGUUAUAGCAUUUGUAGAAGAAGGCGAUAGUACGAUUUAUAAUGCAACCAUCGCGCCCGGAAACUACAGUAUUGCAAACUUCCCAUUAGCAGUAGCAGACGCUAUGAGCGCCGCCGGAACACAGAGUUAUACUGUUAGUUAUGAUGGAGUGAGCAGGAAGAUUUCCAUAGCAGCAACAGGGCCUAAGAAGUUCAAAAUCCUGCCAGCCACACGUGGAACUACGGCCUACAUUUUGACCGGGCAGUCUCGCUGGACCGAGACUGGAUAUUACCAAAUGGUAACAUUGAAGAACCCAGUUAACCUCUCGGGUUCAUAUCCAGUUCUACUCACGAGUAACAUUCAAGUAAAGGGAAGCCGCUACCUCAGUGACUUCAAUGAUUCUGCGCAAUCUGUAGUUGCUGCAGUUGUCCCUGAUAGUUUCGGUGAUGUAGUGACCUGGACCAAUGAUGGGGGAGAAUGGCUUCCCGUAGAUGAUACCAUAUCUAAAAUCGAAUUCUAUCUGAUUGACUCGAUGACCGGUUUGGAAGUUGCAUUGAAUAGUCCCUUAACGAAACAAAUGGAAGAAUUAGAUCCAAAUCAAGAAUCGAGCGCCGCUCCACAAGAGAAUGUAGAAAAACCCACAGAACAAGUCCCUGUUCAACAAGCAGAAAAGAAACCAGAACAACCUCCUAUGCAGAAAGUAAAGCGUCCAAUGACAGAUAAGCAAAGGGCCGCAUUAGAGAAGGCCCAAAAGGCCCGAGCCGCACAGUUACGUGAGAUGCAGGCCAAACGUGAACAGGAAAGGGAAGAGCAGGAGAAGCAGAUGAAACUCGAUGAAGCGAAACGCGUUCUUGAGCAAGAGAAGGAAAGAAAAAGGAAAGAGAAAGAGGAGCGAGCCAUGAAGAGAGCAAAGGCCUCAAAUGCACCGAAGAAGAAGCAACCCGCUACAGUGAGCCGCGCGGUUCGAAGGACAGCGACCCCCCAAAGGGGGAGCGCUGGGACGAAGUCAAAGCGCCUGCACCUUUCAACCAUUAAAGACUCUACAGGACGAAUGGUCAGGGUGUAUGGUUGA